AGCCAUCCAAAUCCAGGAAUUGUCUCGUGUUUGUACAGUGCCCUUAGAGCAAACAAGGAUCUUAGCAGAUAACCAAAGCACUCCACCCGUGAACACGUUGAACCACUCGCUGCUCUCGGUGACCUGGUCUUGUUGAGUGAACAGAAUGGGAGGCAGGGUCAAGAGAGAGAUCGCCAACUUCUUCUGUGAAUAUGACACCCCCAGGAUGGUCCUGGUCCGGGAUAAGAAAGUUGGGGUGACAUUUAGGCUCAUCCAGUUUGGAGUCCUGUGCUACAUUGUGGGCUGGGUGUUUCUUUAUGAAAAGGGAUACCAAAACGUGGAUGGCAUUAUCAGCUCUGUUUCCGUAAAAAUGAAGGGCAUAACGAUCACCAGACUCCCUAAUGUUACAGAGAUCUGGGAUGCUCCUGAUUAUGUAUUUCCACCACAGGGGGACAGCUCGUUUGUGGUAAUGACUAACUUCAUUGUUACUCGAGAUCAACAAAUGGGAUACUGUAAUGAGCUUCCAGAAGUAGCAAAAUGUACAACAAAUGAUGACUGUAGAGACCAAGCAUUUCGUCAAAGUCAAGAUGAAUACAAUGAUCCUCCAUUGAGUCAUUCAGGUGCCUUGACAGGAAACUGCACAGCUUAUGAUGGAACAAACAAAACAUGUGAGAUAUAUGCUUGGUGCCCUGUGGAGAACGAUCACCAUGUCCCCAACCCCCCCUUACUUUUAGAAGCUGAAAACUUCACACUGUUCAUUAAAAACAGCAUCAGUUUCCCUCACCACAGGGUUAAUAGACAGAAUUUAGUGGAGCAAGUAACCAGUAAGUACCUAAAAACAUGUCUCUAUGACAAACAAAAGGACCCAUUGUGCCCUGUGUUUCGUUUGGGAUAUAUUGUGGAGCAAACAGGACAGACGUUUAGUGAACUAGCAUACAAGGGUGGGACAAUUAACAUUGUCAUAGACUGGACAUGUGAUUUGGACUGGCCUGUGAGGUUCUGCAAGCCUACAUACCAUUUUCAUGCACUUCAUGAUCAAAACCCUGUUUCAAAAGGCUUUAAUUUCAGAUAUGCAAGACACUACAAAGAAAAUGGAACAAACAAGCGAACAUUAUUUAAAGUAUUUGGCAUUCGAUUUGAUGUUCUAGUAACAGGAGAGGGAGGAAAAUUCGAUAUUAUUCCAACUAUGACAACAAUUGGCUCAGGCGUUGGAAUUUUUGGUGUGGCUACAGUUGUAUGUGACUUGAUGCUGUUACAUAUUCUUCCAAAAAGGAACCACUAUAAAGAGAAAAAGUUCAAAUUUGCAAACAAUGAUGAAAAGAAGUCACUAGCGAAAGAUGAACCAUUUUCAAACAUCAGUGCACAGGAUAACUCUCAGGACUUAAAAUCAGACAUCAGCUUUUCACAGAGUAUACAUAACACGCACUGAUCAAUAG
Spea bombifrons (plains spadefoot toad) is the source of this 1415-nucleotide messenger RNA. RefSeq names its product purinergic receptor P2X 1 (gene P2RX1). Gene Ontology annotation, cellular component: nuclear inner membrane; plasma membrane. Lineage: Eukaryota; Metazoa; Chordata; Amphibia; Anura; Pelobatidae. Bases 146 to 1408 code for a protein of 420 amino acids. Gene Ontology annotation, molecular function: ATP binding; extracellularly ATP-gated monoatomic cation channel activity; purinergic nucleotide receptor activity. The record is from RefSeq and is a predicted model, not a curated record. The transcript is spliced from 13 exons. Gene Ontology annotation, biological process: response to ATP; monoatomic cation transmembrane transport.